Messenger RNA from Paramisgurnus dabryanus, 2486 nucleotides. Lineage: Eukaryota; Metazoa; Chordata; Actinopteri; Cypriniformes; Cobitidae. The record is from RefSeq and is a predicted model, not a curated record.
UUUCACUCUGUUGUUGAUGUUUAAUCGUGUCUAUCUUCACACUGUGCUGAUUUUACCGCGUUGAUGUAGUUCUCGGAUUAAGGAGGUGGUAGAGGAUCUGUGCAGAUAUGACGCCUUCAAAGGAAGGCAUGACCUCCCUUAUAGAAAAGACCAUGAAAAUGCGGAUGGAUGAGCAGGCGCGGCAGGUCGUUCUGGCAUGGGGAGUGCUUAAUAUGUCACUGGCGGGAAUGAUCUACACAGAAAUGUCCGGAAAGCUUCUUAGCAGAUACUACAACAUAAACUACUGGCUUAUCUGGUAUAUCGAGCUUGGUCUGGCCUCUUUGUUUAGCCUUAAUGCACUUUUUGACUUCUGGAAGUACUUCAAAUACACCAUGGCUCCCUCCACGAUUGCCGUCUCUCCAGAGCAGCAUCAACUUCUGGGUCUUUCUUUUUCAGGGAUUCAGGCCUCUCCACCUCAAAAACAAGAGAUAAAGGAAGCACCUGUCUCGCCCCAAUCCUCGCCUUUGCAGGGACAAAAUGUCCUUAGUUUCAGUCCUGCAAGACCCUCCAGUGCCAGCCCCAAGUUUUCCUCCAGCUGUGUGUCUGGAUACAGUCCAUCUUUAAGCAGCCCUUCAUCAGCAGGGGGAACUUUCUCACCUUCCAUGGCCUUUGGGAAGGUGAUGAACUAUAGCCCAUCUCCAAGUUCCUCCCCCUACCCAAGUAACCUUGGACCGGUGGAGGGAGCCAGUCUGCGUGCGAGAUAUCGCACAUCUCCAUCUGUCUUUAGUUCGCCCGGAGGUAAGGAGGAUUACAUAGAUGAUCUGAAGACUUUGGGAAAGUUUCUGCGCUCAGAGGAAGAGAAAAGUCACCGUAGUCAACUGGGAAGUCCCGAGUCAUCAUCUCCAAGACAGAGUCCAACCUUCUGGAACUACAGUCGGUCAGUGGGAGAUUACGCACAGAGCCUGAGGAAAUUUCAAUACCAGCCCGCAUGCCGUUCACAAGCCCCAUCUGCCAAUAAAGACGACACAGAGCUGGGAUCCAAACAGGCUGCGGAAGAGGUAUGGGCAAGAAUCACAACCAGCCGUAUGGUGACGGAAAGUAUUGACAGCUGGACUGCUAAACUGAGAAAUUGGAUAAACGACACCAUUCUGGUACAUCUGGUGAGAGAAAUUGACUCCGUAAACAGUCAGCUGAGAAGACUGGGCUGCCCUGAGCUCCAGAUUGGGGAGGCCAGUAUCAGCAGUCUCAAACAAGCUGCUGUGGUCAAAGCCUCUAUAAUCCCCACCCUCAAUGCGAUUGUUCAAUAUCUGGACAUCACGGCUAAUCAGGAGUAUCUUGUGGACAGAAUUAAAGAAUUGGCCCACAGUGGUUGCAUGAGCUCUUUCCGCUGGAACGGUGGAGGAGAUUUGAAAAAUCGGAAAUGGGACACAGACCUUCCAACAGACUCUGCUAUCCUGAUGCACUUGCUGUGUACAUAUCUGGACUCCAGACUACCUCCACAUCCUAAAUAUCCUGAUGGGAAAACCUUUACAUCACAACACUUUAUACAGACACCAGAUAAACCAGAUGUGUCCAAUGAGAACCUCUUCUGCAUCCAUCAAAGCAGCACAACCCCCCCUCAUUAUCAGCUUGUCUAUCAGGGUCAUAUCUACAGCUUACCAAAGGGCAGAAAUAAUUUGUUUCAUACCAUCCUCAUGUUCCUCUACAUUAUUAAAACCAAGGAGUCUGGCAUGUUGGGGAGAGUGAAUCUCGGCCUAUCAGGGGUGAACAUACUGUGGAUCUUUGGUUGACGUUAACACAGCAAAAUUAGAAACCAUAAGAACCAUUCUAAAACCAUAAGACUUUGCCACUAAGAGGAAAACAUUGCAUGCUGUAUUCCUUGCAGCCUGAAUGCACAUGCAAAUUAAGCACAAAACGUGUUUUUAGCUGUACAGAAAAUGUUUUAAACGCAAAUAUUUAUGGCUUGAAAAGGUGUCAAAAUGGAUCUUGUAGCUCUGGAUUUUGUACUGUAUCAAAUGUUUUUGUAUUUAAUUUGUCAUACAAGCUUCAAAGUUAUUUUUGAAUUGAAUGUGUAGUACAGUGCAGUUUUAUAUAAAUGCAGAUUCAUCCAUCAGGCUAAUUGGGGGUUGGUGGGCACUGCAGGAUUUACUUGUAAUACAGUAGAAAAUGUUUUUUUCUUGUGCCAAGAAAGAAAACUAGUUUAUCAUAAGCAAGAGUUUGUGCUCAGCAUAGAUACAUGUGAGCACCACAUGCGUAACUCUCCUUAUGAAGGACAUACAAGUCUGAAAAUAGUUUGGUGUAGUGAUGUUCAAAUACUUUACAUCGAAGGGCCUUUAAAAUAUACAAAAGAGUUUGGAGAGCAGGUUACCUUGAUUUUGAAUGCAAAUUAUGACAGCAGCAACAACAAAAACUUUUAGUAUUUUGUUAUUGUGCCUGAAAUGCCUUGAAACCUUGGAAUGAGUCUGCUCUUGUCUUUUUGUUAAAAGGAAUAAAUGCUUGAAAUUGUU